AUGUCAUCUACACGUAGGCGUCGCCGUAGUUCUAGAAUAAAGCGCUCUAGAAUAAAGCGUUCUAGAACAAAACGUUCUAGAACAAAGAAUUCUAAUAUAAACAUUAAUAAGAGAAACAUAGAUAUAAAAGAUCCACGUUAUAAGCUUCCAUUCAAUUAUGGUAAGUGUAUUUGUGUAUUAUUUUGCUGUUUAUACUUCUUAAUUUUGGGGUUUUUGACAAUCUCAUCCAAUUCUUCCUGUUAGCUACUUUUAAUUUUUAGUCUAAUUCUUCAAUAAUGCUGAUGUCCUGUAAGGUGUUGACUUGCGCGGACUAUGAACUCAUAUUUAAUGACAAAUUUAACCACUAGUUAUAUAUGAGUGCUGAACAGACAUUGUAAGAGCGGGUCUUUUGAGAUUUCAUGUCUUUGCACUAAAUUUGCCUAAAAUAGUGUUUUACAUUUAUAAGUUGUUAUUUUUUAGGAUGGAAACGAGAAUUGGUGAAAAGGAAUACAACAAAUAAAAGUUAUGCAUCAUUUGAUGUAUAUUAUUAUAGCCCAACCAAUGAAAAAUGCCGAUCAUUGGGAAAAAUACGUAAUCAUUUAAAUUCAACGAUUCCGUUAACAACAAAAAACUUCACUUUCUCUAAAAAACGAAUUGGAAUGGAUGAAUCAAAAGAAUUAAUUAGAAAUGCCAUUUCAAAUGUAAUAUAUUUCAUUGAAUUUUGUUUAAUUUUGGUUUCUAUAUAUUAUAAUGUGUUUUUAGCAUAAAAAACAAAAAGUGGGCAGAAAACCUAGACCUAGAAUAAUGGAAGCAGAUGCAGUUAUAGGUAAUAAAUUGAAUUAAUUAUUUCUAAUGAGUUCUGAGUGGAGCUCGGUUAAUAGUAUUGUUUUUUCAACAAUAUAUAUGUCAUAUUACAAUUAUAUCAAUAUUAUAUUGUAACAAUUUGUACGGAUCAGUACCUAGAUUUGUUCCAUAUAAUAUUUUACUCAUACUGAUUUUCGACAAAAUUUGAUAUUAAAAUUUCUUUAUAAAAAAAAUAAUACUUUAAACUCAAAUUGUUUUUUUUUUUUUUUUUUACCAUAAAGUAAGACUUUUAAUGUACCUUCUGUUAAAUUUCUGUUUAGUCCUAAAAAUUUUACCACACAAUACCUACCGAAUAAAAAUUAUGUAUAAAACUCGCAAUAUUAAAAUGUUUAUAAAUAGCUCCAUAAUGGCUUAAUUUUUUUAAACAUUUUAAUUGAAAAAUUAAAUUAAUUUUAUUUUGUUUGAAAUAUUUUAGAGCCUUUAAAUACAACUUCAUCUACACCAGAACGUCAAUCUGAAGAAAGUCAAUCUGAAGAAAGUCAAGCUGAAGAAAGUCAUGCUUCUCAGUCAACAGUUUCUCCUCCAAAACUCGAUAUGGAAAAUUAUACAAAUGUUGAACAACGGUAGCAUAUACAUUUUAUUUAAUAUUUUUAUUGCUUAAACAGUUUUUGAUUGUUUGUUUCUAAUUUGGCUUCACAAAUUUAAUGCUAAAUUAAAGGGUUGUUAUCCUUGCACUUCCUUCAUAAUCUUCCCUCAAUCAAACCAUAAUAUACAUGAAUGGAUAAAAAUAAAUUAUCAACAUCAGAUGGAGAACUUAUCAUGCAUGUUCCAUGUGGAAUCAACUGCGACAAAGAAAAAUAUGUGUAAAGUUAUCAGGACAAGUACAUUAGAUUCUUCUAAUUUCUUUAUUGAUCAGUUCAUUUAUUUAUUUAUCAGUUUCAAAAGUGAAGAACAAUGAGAUCGAUAAACAUAUUUAUGAAGAUAAUUCUUUUAUAAUCAUAGUUACAUGCUAAAGGCAUAUUUGUAAAAUUGUUAUGUCAGCUGGCAGUUUUCAUGAACCAUAUGUGUAUCAAAUGAAACAGACAGUUUGAUGACUUGUGUUGUACAAGAACCUAAAAAUAUAGAUGAGUAAAUAAAUAUUUAAUUGUCUCUUUAUUUUGGAGAAAUGUAAUAUUGACCAGGCACAAAGUAACAUUGGUCAUUAGUCUUAUUUUUAUGAAGAAGAGUAAUAUAUUUUUUUAAUACUUUAAUUCAUUAAAUUGAUUAUGUUUUUUUUCAGAAUUGAGGGGAAAAAUCUACAUCCUUAAUUUCUUUCAACCCCUAUUUGUAUUUACUUAUUAUUUCAUUCAAAUUCUAAGACCCUUUUUGUUUGCAUGUUUAAAGGUAGUAUAUAUAUGUAUGUAUUUAUAUAUGCCUGAUGGAGAACAUACAAACAAAAAAAAAAAAAAAAAAAAAAGCUUUUUCAAUUUAAAACCAGGAAAUAGUAAUGAACUCAAUUAUUUUUAUUGAAUUGUUACAGAAUAUUUGAAAUGAAUGGGCUACCAGCAAUAAUAAUUGGUCUAAAUUCAAAUAUGCAAUCAUUUAAUGAUUUAAGUAAUUCACUGAAGUUUGUUUUUCAAUAUUUAAAAACGAAAGAUCUAAUAACUGUAACCAGAGUGUGUUCUUCUUGGAACUGUAUUGCAAUGGAUACAUGUUUAGUAAGAACAAUUAAGUAAUUAUACAAUAAUUCAUAGUGCUCAAAAAUGAAUAUCCUAAAAAAAUUAAGACUCAACAAUUAUAGAUAAAUUAAAUAAAAUUGUGCUGUUUUAAUGUCAAUAAAUUAAAAGAUAAUAUCUAAAACAAUGACAUAUUAUAUAGUAUUUUUUCAAUUAAAAAUAGCUUCUUGACAACUAAGGUUAAGGUAUUUAAGACUUGUUAUAUUGAAAAACUUAAUAAUAUGACAUUAUUUGUAUAAACUAUUUUUUUUAUACAAUACAGCUUAUAAUACAAAUUAGUUUUUUUAAUGUUUCAUAAAAAAAAUAAUUCGUAAAAACUGCAAUAAAUAGAUUUUCAUUAUAAGAUAAGGUGUGUAUUUGAUCAUUUUGAGCAGUCAUUAUAUCAUAAAAGUUGCAAAUGUAUUUAAAUUUGAGCCUAAGAUUUCAAAUAAUUGUCUUAUACUUUAAUCAUUGACUUGUUAUUUUAGUUUAAAAUGUUUUUUUUUCUAGUGGCAAAAUGUUCAAUUAAAAAAUGUGAUGGUUAGUGACUGGAAGAAAUUAGUAGAAUUUCUUAAAGUGAAAAGAUGUAUUUCAUUAGACACUGAUGGCUUGUUAAUGCCUUCAAAAGUUCAGGACUUAGAGCUUUUUUGGUCAAAUUUUUCUCAAGCCAUACCCAAUGCAACUAAAUUAAAAGUUCUUAAACUAUAUAAAUGUCCAAUUAAGGUUGUUUAUGAUGUUAUGUGUUCAUUACGUCAACUUGAAAAAUUGAAUAUCAAUUCAAUAAAGUAAUAAUAAGAAUAUGAUUUUUUUAUACUUAACAAAAUUAUAGCUAAUGAUUUAAUUAAUUUUAUUAUUUUUCAGAAAUCCACAUGUACCGGGUGAUGCAAAAAUUGUAAAUGAACUUAACAUUAACAUGGACUAUGUGAGCGACAUGAUAAAUCUAACAGAAUUACGAAUUAAUGAUCAAACUGGAAUUAAACUGUUAUCAUCACCAGAACUAACAUUUUCACAUUUGACCAAACUAAAAACUUUGGUAAGUUAUCAUAGUUGUACUUCAAGAAUAACUCAAAUUAUAAUUCUACUAGUAAACGGAGAAGUUUAAAAUGUUUUUAAUUUUAUGAACUACUAAUUGUUUUCAAUUUAAUUAAUUAAUUGAUUAUCCUUUAAAAAUAUAUGAAUGCACAAUAAUUACUAUUCAACUAAUUAUACUUGUAUACCAUUUAUUUAUUUCAAUGUAUAAUUGUAAUAAUUACUAUGAUUUUAUUUAUUUUUAUGUUUUAACUUUUUUUUUUUAGUCAUUGACAUCUAUUAUAUCAUUCCCUGAAGAUAUCUGCAUGAAUUUGGGAACAAUUUCAAUUGACCUGGAAGUUUUAGAAAUAGGAGACUGUGAAUGGUUACCUGUUGAUUUCCCAAUGUUUUUAAAAAAACUAACUAAUUUAAGAUCCUUAAGAUUAGAAAAAUUUUGUAAAAGACAGGAAAAAUUUGAAAAAGAAACUUUUAAUGCCAUUAGAUCUUUGAAAAAAUUAAAGAAAUUGGAACUGAUCAACAUUGACUUUAGUAAUUGCGUGGCACAAAAAUUGGCAAAAUGCGAUGGUAUAAAAGCUUUACUGAUAAUUCCUACCUAUAAUUGCGAAGUAAGUAUUAUAAUAUUGUAAUUUUUAACACACUUAUUACAUCUUAUUAAUAUGAUUUAUUCUUUCAGUCUGCAACAAUCAAUCGGUGUCGCCUAAUUGGUUGUCUUGAAAAACUCUCGAAAACAUUAACACAUGUAGUUUUGGGACUAAAUCAGUCAGAAAUAAGAGAACCUUUUAACAAAAUCCCAAAUUUAAGAUCAAAAAAAUUAGGACUGAAACCACAACCUAAAGACUUAGAAAUUCCUGAUAUUGACAAAGACAAGUCGAAUAAUUUAGACCUACUUUCAUUACCAUACCUACAAAACUGGUUGGAUUCAAAAAUGGUAAAGGCUAAAACUAAAGUUAUUAAGAUAUGCUGUUCAGAAACUACUACAUUGUAUUUAUCAGAACAGUUUUAUGAUCUUUAA
This is a messenger RNA of Cinara cedri, 4518 nucleotides long. The record is from the annotation of a GenBank genome assembly. Lineage: Eukaryota; Metazoa; Arthropoda; Insecta; Hemiptera; Aphididae.